This is a messenger RNA of Colletotrichum lupini, 474 nucleotides long. RefSeq lists its product as uncharacterized. The record is from RefSeq and is a predicted model, not a curated record. Lineage: Eukaryota; Fungi; Ascomycota; Sordariomycetes; Glomerellales; Glomerellaceae. The transcript has 2 exons. The annotation marks the transcript as partial.
CAACCCCUCAAGGUGCCAAUAGCGUCAACCUUGAUCGUCUCAUCCAGGUCCCGGCCAAGGCUGUCAAGGUGCCUGUCGCCAAUCUUGCCCUCUACCUUGCUUCUCUACCCCUCCAAACUUCUGACCGCUCCUAUGAUGAAUCCGAACCCCGCCCCGCCCCGCCUUGGCUCCCCCCUCGACUGGGACCCCUCCGAAAAAUCCCCUAAGAGUUGUGCCUCUGGUGCCUGUGUGGUGGCUUUGGUGCUCUGUGCAACCACAAAGAAGAUCGUCACCUCAACUCAAAACACACCUCACUUCACCCACGAUAACCACAAUGGAGUACGUAGUAGCCAAUACAAACACGUCUUUGCUACAUCUACGACGACAUCGUUACGCCAGACCGCCAGCAUAUACCGGGGACCAUCACGCCAGUGGCGUACCAUCGUGUUCCAGCCCUCUCAAGCUUCCCAGGCUAGCCCAAGAACCCUGGACUAG